AUGGAUGGUAUUGAACUGCUGGCCCGUGCCAACAGCAACGAUUCCGAGAGGACAAAGCUGCUCAAGCAGGUGCUCCUGUCCUCGUCCAAGCUUCACAGGGAGCUUCGUGUGACCUUGGGCACACCUGCCCCCAAAGCGAGCAAGUUUGGCACCUUUGUACCGAGCGCCACGCUCAAGAGACAAAAGGAGUUACAAGCUGCAAGCCCGUUGGCAGCGUCGUUGAAAGAAAAGCUCGAGCUUUGUGCGCAAGGCGAUUCCGACAUUUGCGAGACUGUGACGCCUGGACGAGAGCUCUCGCCAGUGCUGAGGUCUUGCGGGGCGAGAAUCGGCAACCUUUCAGAUAGACUUUCCGCAGUGGAGGGGCAGUUGGUUCUGCGCGGCGGUGCUUUACCUGCACGGGAGGAGGAGGAGACCCAUCUCAUCGAAAUCGUCCCAAGGGGACAGCAGGCCUCAGCAGCCACGCGGCACAAAGCCGAAGCGGCUGCAGAGCGGGCCCUGCAGCAGCAUGCCCGCUUCGCCGCACUGGAGGACUUGCAAAAUACUCUCCAAACACGGUUUUCAUACGAUGACCUGCGGCAGGCAUUCCCGCGCAGGUCGCGCUGGAAUCCAAAUCUCUACCUUCUGACAGACGAGACCUUGAAGAAUCCGGCUGAGUUCAAGGAGGGAGACCACAUUAGACUUGCAUUGUGUGUUCCCGUUGCUGGUGGCUGUGCAGUGGCUCUCCGCUGUCCCUCUAGUAACAGCAGCAGCAGCAGCAGCAGCACUAGUCGUAGUAGUCGUAGUCGUCGUAGUCGUAGUCUUAGUAGUAGUAGUAGUAGUAGUAGUAGUAGUAGUAGUAGUAGUAGUAGUAGUAGUAGUAGUAGUAGUAGUAGUAGUAGUAGCAUAGUAGCAGCAGCAGUAGCAGCAGUGUAG
Symbiodinium sp. CCMP2592 is the source of this 912-nucleotide messenger RNA. The record is from the annotation of a GenBank genome assembly. NCBI's taxonomy places the organism in Eukaryota, Dinophyceae, Suessiales, Symbiodiniaceae.